CUGCACGGCCUACUGCUGCGCGACAGCGGCCUGGCCGCCAAGGUCGACUUCAUGUCGGGUUUCACGGCCCUGCAUUGGGCCGCCAAGAGCGGCGACCGCGAGAUGGCGCUGCAGCUGGUGGAGGUGGCGCGGCGAGGGGGCGCGCCCGUGGACGUGAACGCGCGCUCGCACGGCGGCUACACGCCCUUGCACCUGGCGGCGCUGCACGGCCGCGAAGACGUCGCGGUGCUGCUGGUGGGCCUGGGAGCCCAGGUGCACGCGCGUGACCACAGCGGGCGGCGGGCCUACCACUACCUGCCGCAGGGCUCCUCCUAUGCGCUGCGCCGCCUGCUCGGCGACCCUGGCCUGCAAGGCUCUACCGAUCUUGAUGCGAUCGGCGGUGUCAACGGCAGCCUUGCGGCCCGGCGCCCGGUGCAGGUGGCCGCCACCAUCCUCAGUUCCACCACCAGCGCGUUUCUAGGCGUCCUGGCUGAGGACCUGAUGCUCCAGGACCUGGCUCGAGGCUUGAGGAAGUCAGGCUCCUUAAGCAAGUUCUUGGGUGCCUCGCCCAUAGCUCCUCGUAAAAAGACGAAGGCCCGCAGUGGCCUGCCUGCCUUUUCAGAAAUCUCUCGUCGAUCCACUCCGGGACCCUUCGCUGGCCUGAUGCCCACCCUGCCCCCCACAACCUGAUAACCCCCGAGGCUACGGCUCUGUUGAUCUAAUCGGUCUAAGCUUGCGCAUGACGGCGGCCCAACACUUUCGGCUCCAUCCAGUUUCCAGCUUUGUCCCCUGCAGUGUUUUACCCAGGUGGGCCUACGCCUCCCGCUUCUAUCUGUAGCUUGAACUGGCUCCGAAGGUGGGCGUCAAGAUCUCAGUGAUCUUGAAGAAUGCCAGAAGUCAGGCUUAAACUCUGGGUGACUUGAAAUUUAGGACCAAAGGUUAAGGGGCAGCAGCUGGUCUGACCCCUGAAUGAGUUAAUCUAGUGCCUCUGCAUCUAUACACGCCCAAGCCAGAACCAGCUGCAAGGGUCUUUUUCAGUGUUGCGUGAGGUUGGGUGGUUUGUCAGCUUUAAGAUACUAGUGGUUUUGUAAUUUGAUGCUUUUAUCCCGUUUUUAAACUGAAAUGAGGGAAAACAACUUUCAUAAUAACCUUUUGAAAUGAUAUUUUUCCAUUUUGAGGCAAAACGCUUACACACUUCUGACCUUUGGUAAAGAUUUUGGAAUUCUAUUCAAAAACAUAAUAAUCAAGAUCUAAAGGAAAUUAGUCCCAGCCAACAAAACCCCUAAACGUUUAUCUACCUCGUUUUAGGCAAUCAAGAGUCCAGAGAGUCUUGAAUACAGAAAAUGACCAUUAUAAAUGUAAUUAAUUUCACUUGUACUACGAAUACUAAAUAUUAGGAAACAAGUGCAUCUGGGGAGUAAAGGUGAUUUAAUUAAACAAGAGAAAAGAGACAUUUGGACACAGACUUUUAAUUUGUGGUUAUCUUUAUUGUGAAAUAUAAACCUGUGUCUUUGGCACUGGGUGGCUAUUUUGAUUUUGCAUGAAUAUUUAAUUAAGUGUGAUCUAUGUGAAUUGCACUGCUGUACCAUGUUUCUGAAUCUGUGGUUUUUAAAAUCUGGCUGAGACUUUCAGUACAGUAGGUGAGGAUUCAAAGUUGGGCUGCCAUUCCAAAAAAAAAAAAAAAAGCCAUAACAUUAUA
Miniopterus natalensis is the source of this 1678-nucleotide messenger RNA. It is a transcript of the gene SOWAHA, whose product is annotated as sosondowah ankyrin repeat domain family member A. NCBI's taxonomy places the organism in Eukaryota, Metazoa, Chordata, Mammalia, Chiroptera, Miniopteridae. Gene Ontology annotation, molecular function: protein binding. The record is from RefSeq and is a predicted model, not a curated record.